AUGAUGGGACAUAAAAAUGAUACAGUGUUCUUUUUUACCAUCCAUCUACAGUCUGGGUUUUGCUGAUGAGACGUUGACAUCAACACAUACAACCCGGUGGGUAUAUGACCAGCUUGCUGUGAGUCGAGAGAGCAUUUUCAUGUUUUUCCAUCCACUGGACAUUUGGCGAGGUUGAGGACAAUUUAGGCUAUUGGACAACAGCAAACACGAAACGUGGAAUUUACAAGACAAACAUCUGUCGCAGUGUCUGCAUGGAUUUGAAUGGAUUUAUGAAGUAGCCUAAAGAACGGCUAUCUAAAAAAGAACAAAUAGCGUGCAUUUGAUAGCCUACUUCUGGAUUGGAAACAUGAACGAUACACGUAAUUCAUCUACACAUACGUUGCCUGACAAGACAGCUGAAGCGAUGGCUGUACCCGUAUUAAUGUUUGCAGUUGGUGUCAUUGGAAAUAUAAUAGCAAUAGCCGCUCUUUCUGGAUCUAAGCAGGAGCGCAAAUCCUCCGCGUUCUUCGCCCUAGUUUGUGGUUUGGCUGUGACGGAUCUGCUUGGGACUUGUUUGGCCAGCCCAAUCACUAUAGCAACUUACCUCAAUGAACAUGUGUUAUAUGAUAAUACGAACCUUUGUGAAUUCCAUUCCUUUUUGUUGCUGUUCUUCGGAGUGGCUGGGCUAAGUAUUAUAUGCGCAAUGUCUGCUGAGCGCUACCUCGCGAUAUGCUGCGCUUACACUUACCAAAGAUGGGGAAUUGACCAACAUUUUGCACGCAAGUGCUUGUUUUGCAUUUAUCUCAGCAACAUUGCAUUUUGUUGUCUCCCAGUGAUGGGUAUGGCUGGAAGCAUUUGUCAGCCCUCCAAAACGUGGUGCUUCAUCAACUGGAGGGCUGAUAAGACACUGCCUGCAACAUAUUCGUUUUUAUAUGCCAGUGUGAGUUUUUUACUGAUAUUGAUGACGAUAGUACUCAACUUUGCAGUUUGUGGCAAUCUGUUGAUAAUGCGUCGCAGGAAAAUCCAAAGUCCAGUUACAAGAGGGAGCGCACGGGUGCGCUGGAAAGCGCUUUCCUCCGGCGUGGAAGCGCAAAUGAUGACGGUGCUCAUGGUGACCUCCGUGGUUGUUUUAGGUUGCUCAGCGCCGCUGGUGGUACGCGUAUUUUCUAACCAGAUAACAUGGACCGAGAAUUCCCAUGCAGAUUUGAUGGCUAUUCGGAUCGCCUCGGUCAACGCCAUCCUUGACCCUUGGAUCUACAUCCUCCUGAGAAGGACUUUGUUCCGUAAGAUUCAGAGAUUCUCUAAAGUGUUUUACAUUGGUCGCAAAGGCAAAGCACCCAUGUUUCCAGUAAAAUCAUCACAAAGGACAUUCCACUACCAAGGAGACAUUACAAACACCCAUGUAUUCACACCUCUGUGAAGCGCCUUGCAUAAAAAACAUAAUUCACCUGCCCGCCACAGUCGCCUAGUGCGCUCACGUCACCCAGGGGGGACAAAGCUUGCCAUUUCUCCCCAGAAGUUGUCCGAUAUCCAGUCUCACAAUGUGUUCUGUCGAUAUAAUUGAUGAUGGGUGGCAAUUCACCUGUUUUAAAUAUAUAACUUUCAAAAACAGUAGAUUAAUUAAACAAAUUAACCAUGUAACAGUUCAAUUAUAUAUAGUACUAUGGGCUCAAGCAUUUGGCUCAAUCACAGCUAUGUAUAUGUUUUACACAAACAAUAAAUAUGACAUUGUGAAGUUAAAGAGAUCCGUUUGUAUAAACACCAGGUGUGUUUAGUGCUGCUAACCAAUUCAGACUUUUUAAGUUCAUUGGUAAUAUCAAUGAGCAAAGAGUGGGUCUACGGAAUGAUUAGGUUUUGAGUCUGUUUAGUGUUGGCCUGAGAUGACCCCUUGUUUUUCCCCAUUGUGGCCACAGAGAGGUUGUUCAUUACUUGGUUAAAGGUCCAAUGCAGCCAUUUUUAUCACAAUACCAAAUCAUUUCCGGACAACAAUUAAGUACCUUACUGUGAUUGUUUUGAAUUAAAAUGGCCAAAAAUUAACAAAAAUAACUUCUUAGCAAAGAGCAAUUCUUCAAGCAAGAAUUAUGCUAGGACUCUCUGGGAUUGGUCUGAGCGGGGAGGCUCAAACGGAAAACUAGCUAUUGGUAGAAAGGUUUCGAACUCUCUUUCUUAUUGGUCUAUUUGGUGAUGUCACCAGGCAGACCAAAAUUGCAUCCCACCCAAACAGGCAGAAAUUUCAGGCGGCCUUUUCAAACAGCUCUUACACUAAAAGGGCAUUAAACAUAAUUUUCACAAUUUUAAAGUUUUAAAGUUUUAUUCCAACCUUAUAGUGUGGAAAUAUAUAUAAAACACAAGAAAAUCAAGUUUUUGUUUGCACUGAGCCUCUAACCAAGACCCUUGUUGAUAGUCACUGUGUCAUCACCCUUAGCGGUGUUGGCAGAAAGCGGAUGUUGCAAGAUCAGGGAUACUUCUCUUUCCCCUGAAAAACGGAAGUGGGGACUUCACUUAAAUAUGUUUUUUACCAGAGGUGGCGCCUCCCCUUCACAACGAAUCACGCCAAUACUUUUCUUUUCUUGAAACUUACAUAAAGUAGAGCAGAGCUCAACUUUUUCUACCGCUCUGCUAGCAGGGUUCUCGCUGCUCACCUUCCCACAAUCUCCCUCACAUUUCUCUGUGUUCCCUCAUUGAAAAUGAAAAGGGGGAAAAACUUCUCCUGCCGAAUUCGCUGUUGGUGAAAACCCACUGUCAGGCGUCAUUCUAUCCCUGUUAUGUUAGGUUACUGUGCCAUAGACCCUUGAGGGGCUAAUGGAUCAAGCUCAAAGGCAGUUAAUGCACAAGAUGUAGUUUAAUCUCCCGGAUCUACUCUGUACCCUGAAGGGGCAACAAAUGCAAAGUAACAGACAUUUCACAUCAGACACUUUGGUGUCUCUUCUGCAGAGUUGUAAACAACCUCAGAGGAGCAGGAUGUUUCCAAGUGUUUUUCUCAAAACUUUGGACUGAAUUCUAAACACUGUCCAGCAACUAUACUUGCAACUGCAGUUUCUCUCAAAAAACAGGCGUUGAACUUUGUCAUGGAGGUCAUGGGAGAGAGACUCCCCAGGGAGAUGAUUAGUUUCCCUAGGUUGUGUUCCUAUUUUCUACCCUUCACCCAGAAGUGUGCACUUGUUCACUUCCACUCAUGUAUUUAAAAGUAUUGGAUUGGUGAAAGCGGCUGGAGGGACUUUCCACCUGUUCCUUUUAAAGGAAUGUACUGGCACAAAUCAAUGUUUAUUGGUCACGUACAUACACAGUUUAGCAGAUGUUAUAGCAGUUGCAGUGAAAUGCUUAUGUUGCUAGCUCCUAACAUGCAGUAAAAUGUCAAACAAGUAUCCAAAUAAUUAAAAUAUUUGUAAAAAAGUACAGCAAAAAAAAUAAAAAAUUGGUAAGAAUCCAAUUAAUAACCCAAAUAGCACUAACAGUAAUCAAAAUGCAAUCUAUACGUAUGUACCAUAGACAUUAAAAUCAGGUUUGUACACCAGCAGAAUUUACACAAUAUAUACUAAGAAUGAUAUGUACAGCAGUAUAUAUAUAUUAGUGAGCUAUGUCAAGAAUCCAGUAUAUAAAUAAAUAUGCAGUGUGUAUAAACAGUGUAACCAAAUAAAGUACAGUAGUAGAAGUAUUAGAAUGAGCUAUGCCGGGGAUAUACAGUAUUUAAAUACUCUGUGUGAAACAGGUAGUGUCCAAUGUUUCAAUGUCUCUAUGACAUGGGACAGCAGCGUUAGCUGUGUGUGUGUGUGUGUGUGUGUGUGUGUGUUUUGUGAGUAUGAGGUGUGUGUGUGAUAGCUUGUGUGAGUGAGCAUUACCUGGUUGACGGUUAGUGAUGGCUGUUCAACAAUCCGAUGGCCUGGUAAUAGAAGCAGUUUUUUGUCUCUCGGUCUUGGCACUGAUGCACCUGUACUGAUUCCGUCUGCUAGACGGUUGCCGAGUAAACAGUCCAUGGCUCAGGUCCUUAAUGAUCUUCUUGGCCUUCCUUUGACUCCGAGUGCUGUAAAUGUCCUGGAGUGCAGGCGGUGUACCACCGGUGAUGCGUUGGACUGACUGCAACACCCUCUGGAGAGCUAUGUGGUUGAGGGCGGUGCAGUUGCCAGACCAGGCAGUGAUGUAGCCCAACAGAAUGUUCUCAGUGGUGCAUCUGUAGAAGUUCCAUCCAUAAUCUCAUCAGCCGCCUGAGGUUGUAGAGGCGCUGUUGCGCCUUCUUCACCACGGUGUUGGUGUGGUGAGACCAUUUCAGGUCGGCUACCCUCACCACCAGUAGUCGGCCAGUCAGUCACACAGGGAGGAGAUUAGACCUAAGGCCCUGAGCUUAGUGACGAGCUUGGUGUUAAAAGCUGAGUUAUAGUUGAUGAACAGCAUUCUCACAUAGGUAUUCCUCUUGUCCAGGCGGGACAGCGGGAUGUGCAGUGCAACAGCGACUGCGUCGUUUGUGGAUCUACAUGCAUAUUGUAAUGGUUCAAGGGUGUCGGGUAUGGUGAAGGGGAUAUGGUCCUUGACUAGCCUCUCAAAGCACUUCAUGAUGACAGAUAGUAAUUUAGUUCAGUGUGCUUCGGUACAGGAACAAUGGUGGCCAUCUAGAAGCAAGCUGGAUGACAGAUUGGGAUAUUGAGAGGUUUAAAAUGUUCGUAAACACUCCAGCCAGCUGGUCUGCGCGUGCUCAGAGAACGCGGCUUGGGAUGCCAUCUGGGCUGGUAGCCUUGCGAGGGUUAACAUGUUUGAAGGUCCUACUCACGUUGACUACAGAGAUUGGGAGCCCAGUCUUCGUGAGCAGAGGGGGACCAUGUCAUCGACUCUGUGUUGUUUUCCUCAAAGCAGCUGAAAAGUGUGUAUACUUUGUGAGAAGGUUAGAGUGGAACAGCCCAUACGAAAAAGUAAUAUAUGACAAUAAUUAUCUUAUCAAGAUAUUUGUUUAUUUUUCACAUUUUUUUAUUUUAAUUUUUACAAAUUUUGUAGAUCGUUGUCAAAAAAAUGACAAUUAAAUCCAUUUUAAUCCCACUUUGUAACACGAUAAAAAGUGGGAAAUGUCAAGGGGUGUGAAUACAUUCUGAAGACACUGUAUAUGUCCCUUAUGUCACAAUACCUGCAUUAUUUCAGUGAUACUUGUAGUCAUAGUAAUUGUAGCCAUGGUAAUAAAACAUUAGAACAAACACAAAACAAUAAAAACUUAAUUUCAUCCUAUUCAUUAAAUGUUUUUCUCUCAUAAUUUCUUAAUUCAGCUAAAUUCAAGAUAAAGAGCACAUAGAACAGUUAAUGGUUGGGUUUGGGCUCAUAAAUUAAGAGAUAUAUAUUUUUUUUUUAAUUGAAAAACGAUUAUCAGAUUCAGUUUAAUAAGAAAUCCUUGACCAUUAAUGCCUUAUUUGCAAUGACUGAUUUAUACAUUCAAUUAAGGGAUGAACUUUUUUACACCUUAUAGUCAGUCAUAUGGUUCCUUACCCUGAAAGUAGAAACUGUAAUCCAUGGUUAGAGUUGUUAACUUGAGAGGAUUUGGCCACAAACAUUGAAUUUUGUCUAAUUGCCACCAUAACCCAUAUCAUGUUUUUGUUAGCCAUCUGACUUUAAGGUGUAAAAAAGUGAAAUUGACCCCAACCCUGUUAUGGGGUAUACAUUUUUAGAGGGAUACCGUGAGAUUUCGAUGAACUCAUCAAUACCAUUUUUAUGUCUCUGCGUGCAGUUGCAUCUGUCUCAAUGGCACCGUCUCUGUGCUUACAGACGCCAUAAUGAGACAGAUACAAUGUUUGCGAACUCUGUACAUAUCUAUGUGCCAACGGGACAGAGAAUGAGGAAGUGGAUAGAAUGUUUCAAAUUAUUAUUAGUAAAAUUUAUAAAAUUUAUAAAAUAUGUAUUACUAUGUAUAGCUUUGUAAGACUAUAAAUGACCAACCACACAGCUUUGGAGUAGUUAGGUCUAUCUCCAAGUUUCUUUUCUUCCAUUUCCCUGUUUGAGAGGAGCUGGCUACUGUGGGAGACUUAGAGUAAUUGCGCUAAGCUAACAAAAUGCUAACUUCAAUCAUCUCCAAACUACUCGCAGACACAUACAAAUGGUUUCCAUUAGUUCGUAUGACUGGGUCAUUUAAAAAAGCAACCUAAAUCUUGAAAUAUAGCAGAAUCCCUUUAAGCCAUGUCAGUGUCUGAAAUAAUAUUCACCAUUCUUUCUGCCAUGAGUCAUUAAUAAGUCAAAUAUUUUUUAUAUAUAUCAUGACAAUACCUGCAUACUUAAAUGCUUUUUUGCAAUCGAUGAACAAAAACCUACUCACUUUUUUCAGGAUCUGUCUUUUUCUCCCCUUUUAGUUUUGCCACCUAGACUUGUUCAAAUGAAAUAAGUUCAAUGUGUCCUAAAUAAUUAUCCGAAGUCAUAAUGACACAGCCAGAUAUUUACAUUUGAGUUAGGUCUAAAGAUAACGUCUCUGGCUUAGCUCUACAAUGCUAGAAAUAAUACAUUCCUAUACAUACUGUACCACAGCCAUUGCCCCAUAUAAUUAGAAUGAGUAAAACUGGCAUUCUCAUUUGAAAACAGUGUUGGUUUGGGUGAACAGCAAUUAGCCUCUUUCGUAGGCGAAACAUCUCCGGUUACCUGUUAUCCUUAUAUGUGCAUUAUGAGAUGGAGACCCCACAAAAAUGACCCAAUGUGAUUGACCACAAUGAAAUGCAGUUAGCAUCUAACCAGAAGUGCAAAUAAAGAGUACAAAAAAAAUGUACAAAUGAAACAAUUAAAUAAUAUACAAUCUAAGUGGGAUGUAUAAAUGUGCAAUGAAGGCAAAUUGAAAGUGCAAGGAGGCAUGCAACUGAAAUACAGGGAGAGCAGCAAUGAGGUUACCAAGGUAGACAUGUACAUGUACAACUGAAAAAUGUCCUUAAUCAGACUUUGUCCAGUAAUAGUCCAGUAAUACAGUGAAGAGUGCAAAGAGAGUAAUGCAACAAGGUCCCUGAGAGGCAGUACUAAGCAGUGGGCGGGUGGAUAUAGCUAGUGCUGUGUCACAGAGUUCAGCAGGGUUACAGUAGCUGGAAAGAAACUGUUCUUGAGCCUGCUUAGUGCGGGAACGUAGAGACCUGUACCGUCUACCUGAUGGUAGGAGGGCAAACAGUUUGUAGCAUGGAUGUGAAGGGUCCCUGAUGAUGCCUCACGCCCUACGCAGACACCGCUUGCGCUGGAGGUUUACGAUGGCAGGGAGCUGGGCACCAGUGAUGUGCUGGGCGGUUUUCAUGCCAGUUUCAACUGUUCUGCCUUAUUAUUAUUCGACCAUGCUGGUCAUUUAUGAACAUUUGAACAUCUUGGCCAUGUUCUGUUAUAAUCUCGACCCGGCACAGCCAGAAGAGGACUGGCCACCCCACAUAGCCUGGUUCCUCUCUAGGUUUCUUCCUAGGUUUUGGCCUUUCUAGGGAGUUUUUCCUAGCCACCGUGCUUCUACACCUGCAUUGCUUGCUAUUUGGGGUUUUAGGCUGGGUUUCUUUGAUUUGAUUUGAUUUUCACCACCCAUUGCAGGGCCUUCCGGUCAGCCACGGAGCAUCCGCCUAAUCACACUGUGGCGCAGUUAGUCAGAAUGCUCUCGACCGUGCAGCGGUAAAAGUUCACCAGGAUCUUGAGAGACCGGCGGGCCUUCUUCAGCCUCCUCAAAAAGUACAGGUGCUGCUGUGCCUUUUUGACCAGGGUUGAGGUGUUGAGGGUCCAGGAGAGGUCCCCGGAGAUGUAGACACCCAGGAAUUUGAAGCUGGGCACACGCUCCACAAUACCAUCAAUGAGAACUGGGGCGUGGUUGCAACUUUUAGACUUUCUGUACAAUGUGAUGCCAUAACCUUAUGGGCAGCCACAACUAUAGUGUACAAAAAUAAAUAUUCAUACUUUCAUAGGUUUCUGUGCAUUUUCAAACAAAAUAUAAACCUACAAUAGUUAUCUAUGCCAUCUCAAUCUAAUCUCAAAAUGAGAUGACAAGUAUCAUCUACAGUAGCUACAAGAAACAAAGUAGUCAUAAUGUUGCCGAAUGCAAUUAGAAAAUAAUUAAUCUCUACGUGUGAGAUUUAUGUAUGGUUUUUAAAUACAUGCCAUGUAUAUUGUUUUCAUUCUGGAAUACAUUUCAAAGCAUAAAAUGCACUGAACAAGAAAACCUAAUGUUCCGAGUACAUUUAGCAUGAUGAAAAUACCAUGUUAUUUUUUUACAAUGGUGUAAAUUACUUAUGUGAAAAUAAUUUAAAGUACUACUUAAGUAGUUGUUUGGGGUAUCUGUACUUUUACUUCACUACAUUCCUAAAGAAAAUAUACUUUUUACUCCAUACAUUUCCCUGACUCCCAAAAGUACUCGUUACAUUUUGAAUGCUUAGCAGGACAGGAAAAUGGUCCAUUCACACACUUAUCAAGAGAAUAUCCCUGGUCAUCCCUACUGCCUCUGAUCUGGUGGACUCACUAAACACACAUGCUUCAUUUGUAAAUUAUGUUUGUGUGUUGGAGUGUGCCCCUGGCUAUCCAUCAAUAAACAUUUAAAAAAGGAAA
Oncorhynchus nerka (sockeye salmon) is the source of this 8490-nucleotide messenger RNA. Its product is annotated as prostaglandin E2 receptor EP4 subtype-like. The transcript has 2 exons. Gene Ontology annotation, cellular component: plasma membrane. Gene Ontology annotation, biological process: adenylate cyclase-activating G protein-coupled receptor signaling pathway; cellular response to prostaglandin E stimulus; inflammatory response. NCBI's taxonomy places the organism in Eukaryota, Metazoa, Chordata, Actinopteri, Salmoniformes, Salmonidae. The record is from RefSeq and is a predicted model, not a curated record. The coding region runs from base 347 to 1399 and encodes 350 amino acids. Gene Ontology annotation, molecular function: prostaglandin E receptor activity.